CAAAGUGAGGCUCAUAAGGCUUAUCAUUCUAUAAUCGCUACAGUUUUUUGGACGUUGUUUCUUUGGUAGGGUUAUGAAUUCGGACUUUAACCAAUCUUCAGGGAUAUCACCAGUCGAAUAAACAUCAUUGAAAAGUUUGACUAGUAUUCCAAUGUUUUCCUUAUUUAUGAGCUUUAACAUUUCUGUAGGUAUGUUGUCGGGACCAACGGCUUUCUUGUUUUUUGCCAAUUUUAUAGCAUGUAGUAUUUCUGAUUUUAGUAUUUCUGGUCCUUCACCUUCAUCUAAAGUCGCCAGUUCUUCGGGUUUAUCAUCAUUAUACAGUUCAUUUAUAUAAUUAUACCAAGUAGUUCGUAUUUCGUGCAUUAAUUAUUAUAUGCCCAAUCUAUAAAUAAAGGAAUAAACUGAAAUGCGAAAAUUAUAUCGCGAUGUAACCCUCUUGUGCACAGCGUACAAAGGUUUUAUUUAGGAACAUAAUAAACAAACGACUCAAACAAUUAACUAAAAAUAUUGCCGGGGAAUAUCGAAACGGUUUUCAACUGACCAGCUAUUCACAGUAAAACAAAUUAUAAGAGUACGACAUUGAUGUUCACAACAUAUUCAUAGAUUUUGAAUAAGCCUACUACUCAAUUAAUAGACACAAGUUAUAUCAAAUAUUGCAUCGCUUUAACAUGUUUCAAAAAUAUAUCCGAUUAGUGAAAAGUAAAAACAACAGUGGACUCAUCAACAUCAACUCUCAGAAUACAAAAUGAGCUCACUGAGAACUUUUCAAUAGUCAAAGCAUUAAAGCAAGAAGACGUACUGGCUCCGACUAGCUCUUCGACCUGCGUCUCGAAUAUGUGUUAUUAAGACAGUUGAUGAUAUCAGUAUUACGAUAAUGUGUCGCAGAACGAAAGAAUAUAUCUGUUGUGUAUUUAAUUGUGAGUUCUGAGUUGCUUGGCAACGUUGCGUUGGGCUGUCAACGACGACAGAUGACAGGUAACCAGAAACUGGAGGCAAGCUCUUCUCAUCUCUGUAUUAGAUAAUAUAUUUGAUAAUAAAGUAAUCAAAGUACAAUUUAGUAUCUGUAUCACGGGCUCAAACGUAACAUUUUGGCGACGGGAUAAAAAAAAAUAAAGUGAAGUUCCUAUUUACGAUAGGGUUUAUACAGAGAGGUGUUUUAUAUUAGUUAUUGUAGUCAGCAACAUGGCGUUGAUAGGUAAUAUUGAAGCUUUUACCGGUGUUCCAGAAGAAUUUGAAUCCUACAUAGAAAGAUUAGAACAUUUGUUUACUGUUAAUAAGGUUGAAGAAAAUAUGAAGGUUUCAAUGUUAAUCACACUAGGAGGUACGAGUCUUUUUCAGGUGUUGAAAAACUUAGUGGCCCCAAAGAAACCAACCGAAUUUACGUUCCAAGAAGUGAAAGGGAAAUUGAUUAAACAUUUUUCUCCACCUGUGUCCGAAAUCUACGAACGUUUUGUUUUCAAUCGGUGUGAACAAAAAGCUGAUCAAUCUAUCUCUGAUUACAGUGUAGAGCUAAGGAAGUUGGCAAAUUCUUGUAAUUUUGGACAGUUUCUAGAAGAGGCUCUAAGGGAUAGGUUUGUUUGUGGGAUUAGAGACGAAGGAACACAAAAGAAGUUGUUGGGUGAUGUAGAUUUAACAUUUCAAAGUGCUUGUCAGUUAGCUUUGGCCUCAGAAGUAGCACAGAAACAAGUUAAGUUAUUAUCUGAGGGAGGUAAUAUAAAUGUAUUAAACAGAGGCAAGCAUAGAAAUCCAAAGUUUAGAUCAACUCUCAGUGCAGAUCAAAGUUGUAAAAAUUGUGGCAGAAGUCAUCAUAGAGGUAAAUGCCCAGCUGAAAAAUGGAGAUGUUUUUUUUGUGCAAAGUUUGGUCAUGUCAAGAAUUUCUGUCCAGAUAUUCGACCACAACCUGUGAAUGUAGUACAAGAGGAGGAAUAUAACAUUGAUAGUGACGAGGUCAACCUAUUAAAGCUGUAGGUGAAUGUACAGUGAAUGUACAUUAUGGGAGUAAAACAUGUGAGUUGCCAUUGGCAGUUAUAGAGUCAGGUAAGGAAUUCACGCCACUGCUUGGAAGGAAUUGGCUCAAUAUCUUGUUUCCUGACUGGAAAGCUAUAUUUUGUAUGG
Diabrotica virgifera virgifera (western corn rootworm) is the source of this 2115-nucleotide messenger RNA. RefSeq lists its product as uncharacterized. The transcript has 2 exons. The coding region runs from base 1183 to 1968 and encodes 261 amino acids. The record is from RefSeq and is a predicted model, not a curated record. NCBI's taxonomy places the organism in Eukaryota, Metazoa, Arthropoda, Insecta, Coleoptera, Chrysomelidae.